CCUACUGGUGCCCCUCACUCCCGACCCGCAGCCCCUCUCCCCAGGGUUCUGUGGAGUCUCAGGCUUGCUGGGCUGAGAACUGUCAUUUAUUCCUGCAGGGCUCUGUUGGGGGCCGGCCUCGCCCAGCCUGGGGGCUCUGCCUGGCAGCCCCCACCCCAAGAGCUGGGAUGCAGCGGGGUGGGCGCCUGUCCCUGAGCUUCCUGCCCCCCCAGCAGGUGGCGCUCUCUGGGCGUGGCCGGGAUCUCUUCACCUUUGUCACCGUGGCCUCGUCCCACAUGAUGCGGACGCUGCAGAGACCCCGCAAGAGCCGCCCUGGCAAGCAGCGGGUGAACCACCGGCGGUUCCUGCACAACCAGAUCAGCAGGCAAUUCACUGACAUUGAAGCCUCGAUGCACCGCCUGGCCUCCUCCAUCCUGGCCCAGGAGACCCCAAGGGACCCUGCGCCCCCCACAGAACCCCGGCAUCCUGGCCCAGAGCCUCCUGCCCCAGCUGCCAGCUCCUUCCUGGGCGUGGCUGAGGCCUUUGUGGCCCCGGAACCGGGGCCUGGCUGGGGCCUGAGCAUGGCCUCCCUGACCCCUGACCCCAGCGACCUCUUUGACCCCAUCACCAGCCCAGAAGAUCUGGGGCUGCCCCCCAGUUGGGCCCCAAUUACCCACAACCCCCUGGAGCCUAGCCAGUGUCCCCUGCCCUGGGACUCCCUGCCCACCCCGGGCACGGACGGUGCCCCCCUCUGGGGCCCAGAUCCCCCUGGCUACCUGCCCCCCGUCACCCCGGCGCACCCUGUCGGAGUGGCGCCAGGGGGGUGGUAACCACGGCAACCACCCCUGUUCCCCUCCCCCGGCCACAAGCUCCUCCCCAUCCCCCCUCCCCCCCCGAAGGAAGCGGGGGACCCCACCUGGUGGGCACCCCCCAAGCGGAUGCAGUGAGGAGCAUGCCAGGUGCUGAGCUGACAGAUGGGGGGGGGGCAUUUGCAGACUGCCAGGAUACCCUGAUCUGGGGAGGUCCCCUUGAAUUUGGGGGUCCUCCUACAAGUCAGGGGCGCCACGUUGGUCUGGGGGAAACCCUCUUGAAUUUCAGUGUGUUACCUUA
Molecule: messenger RNA, 1089 nt
Organism: Gopherus evgoodei (Goodes thornscrub tortoise)
Lineage: Eukaryota; Metazoa; Chordata; Testudines; Testudinidae
Exons: 2
Coding region: 168-809 (213 amino acids)
Source: RefSeq, a predicted model, not a curated record